Messenger RNA from Acromyrmex echinatior (Panamanian leafcutter ant), 2279 nucleotides. It is a transcript of the gene Pdk1, whose product is annotated as Phosphoinositide-dependent kinase 1. Gene Ontology annotation, biological process: peptidyl-serine phosphorylation; intracellular signal transduction. The record is from RefSeq and is a predicted model, not a curated record. Gene Ontology annotation, molecular function: protein serine/threonine kinase activity; ATP binding. NCBI's taxonomy places the organism in Eukaryota, Metazoa, Arthropoda, Insecta, Hymenoptera, Formicidae.
GGACACGCCAACCGUCGGAUUCAGUAAGCGAACGGCUCUCAACGGCCACGAACGUGUUUUUCGUUCUUCGGUUCCCGCGCAUGCAUAUAUAUAUAUACACGUAACUGCGAUAUAUAUAUAUAUAUGUGUAACUAUCCGAGACUGACCCGCGAGAAACAACACUCGUCGUCGGGAGUAACGCAGUCGGUGAUCGGCGACGACGUGACGACCAACAGUUAGUCAGAUCGUAUAACAGCAGCAACAACAGCUUAUACAUCCGCGACACAGAUCCGCUUUUUCGAGUAAUCACAAACACUAUCCGUCAAAAUCCAUUCUCCAUCUCCGCGAUCAAAACAAAAAAAAUCAAGAAAAAAAAGUUCUUCCAUCCCGUUCUACAAAAACUCCCCCCCCCCCCGUCAUUUCGGUUUCGGUCCUUCAACUUCGUUCCCGCAACUGUGGCUUCAAUCAAUCAAACUGGAUUCCAACAAGCAGUACGUGUCGCGAUUACUUCGCGGCUACCGGAGGCUUAAGAAAUUAUUCAAGCGUGUGGCGAACCAGGCGCUUACCGUUUCGCCACAGCCGGCAGUAACGGUGGAGGGGCCGGUGUCCAAAAUGUCUCCACCGACGAACGACGUGAACAACGGUGUGGUAGCGUCUCCUAGCACCCUGGCGCCUCGGGUUCCACCGACCACGAACCCGUCCCUCACCAACCCACCGACGCACAAGCGUACCCCGAAGGACUUCAUCUUCGGCAAGGUGAUCGGCGAAGGAAGUUUCUCUACCGUUUACCUUGCCAAGGAUAUCCACACCAACAAGGAGUACGCGAUUAAGGUGUGCGAUAAGAGUCAUAUAAUCAAGCAAAAGAAGACCGAGUACGUGAAACGCGAGAAGGAGGUGCUGAACAUGCUCGCGGACGCCAAACACUCGUUCGUGCGACUGUUCUGCACCUUCCAGGACGCGGAGAGACUAUACUUUGUCAUGUCGUACGCUAAGAACGGCGAGCUCUUGCCUCACAUCAACAAGGUGGGCUCCUUCGACAUCGAAUGUACCAAGUUCUACUCGGCCGAAAUCUUACGCGGUCUCGAGUAUUUGCAUGGGCUCGGUAUCAUUCACCGAGAUCUCAAGCCGGAGAACAUCCUGCUGGACGAGAAGAUGCACGUGCUCAUUACCGACUUUGGCUGCGCCAAGAUCCUCAAGGAUGACCCGGAGAUGCCCGCGGACGCGGACUCUCAACAGCAACAGCGUUUUAGGGAACGCAGCGGCUCCUUCGUCGGUACCGCUCAGUAUGUGUCACCAGAGCUACUGACCAACAAUAGCGUGAGCAGAGCAUCCGAUCUCUGGGCCUUGGGCUGUCUUGUCUACCAAAUGGUCGCUGGCCUGCCGCCUUUCCGUUCGAGGAGCGAGUACGUGAUGUUCCAGAAGAUCCUGAAACUCGAGUAUGAUAUACCGGACGGUUUCUGCGAGUUGGCCAGAUCGUUCGUUAAUCAGUUGCUCGUUUUGGAGCCGACGCAACGAUUGGGCGCUCUGGACGAGCACGGCGCUGGUUAUCCCAGCAUCCGAGCGCAUCCCUUCUUCGAGGGUGUCGACUUCGAAACCCUUCACGAGCAGACACCGCCACCUAUUUAUCCGUAUUUGCCCGGCACGUCGGAACGAGAAGAGUUGAGGUCGCAAUACAGGGUGCCUGAUAAUCUUGAACCCGGUCUGGACCAUAAACAACUCACCAGGCUUCUCUGGCUGAGUACCGAAGAUACCGAUGAUGACAACAGUACUGGCGCAGAGCAACGCGCUGUUAACGCGUUCUUCAACGAGAUAAUCGCAAGCGUGGACAAGCCACUGAGGAGGUGCACUAACAACAGAUCCGACAGCGGCGCUAACAUCGCCAAUCUGACACCGGAACAGAUCAAGAUGCGACUAGAGAAACAGCGCACCACGAAUCAGUGGCACUCUUUCGUCGAGGGUAAUCUUAUACUGAAACAGGGCUUCGUCAAUAAGAGGAAAGGCCUGUUCGCCAGGCGGAGAAUGCUCCUCCUUACCACCGGACCACAUCUGUACUACGUCGAUCCCUUCAAUAAUGUUCUCAAGGGUGAGAUACCCUGGAGUCCAGAACUGAGGGUCGAGCCGAAGAAUUUCAAGAUCUUCUUCGUUCAUACGCCAAACAGGACAUACUAUCUCGAAGAUCCCGAGGGAUUUGCACUGGAAUGGUGCAGAGCAAUCGAGGAGACACGAGUCCACUGUUAUGGCCUGCAGGAAAUGACCACUGCUUAAAAUGAAAACUGGAGAGAUCCAAAAGACAGAACGAA